AUGGGCAUAUUGACAUUCGAGGUAGUGAGCUUCACUUUUAUAAAAGAAGAAAUGAGAAGAAGUGCCGAAUUCCAAACUGGCACAAGUCGGACCGCCGUUUUCAUUGCUUUUGACAUGCUUAUGCAACAGGCUUCGCUGGAACAGAGUAUCUCAGUUGCCCGUGUCUGCUUUGGUAUACAGCGUGCUCGGCCUAAUAUGCUGCAGAGCCAGCGACGAUACGCUCUCCUCUACGAUCUUCUUUGCCAGGCCUUGCUUACAGGCUUCUGUAUUGUGGAUUUGGAUGUCGCUGACACCUACAACUUUGUAAGUAGCCUUUGA
Messenger RNA from Protopolystoma xenopodis, 318 nucleotides. Lineage: Eukaryota; Metazoa; Platyhelminthes; Monogenea; Polystomatidea; Polystomatidae. The record is from the annotation of a GenBank genome assembly.